This is a messenger RNA of Thamnophis elegans (Western terrestrial garter snake), 1650 nucleotides long. RefSeq names its product Bcl2 modifying factor (gene BMF). Gene Ontology annotation, biological process: positive regulation of apoptotic process; negative regulation of autophagy; apoptotic process. The coding region runs from base 310 to 891 and encodes 193 amino acids. NCBI's taxonomy places the organism in Eukaryota, Metazoa, Chordata, Lepidosauria, Squamata, Natricidae. Gene Ontology annotation, cellular component: myosin complex. The record is from RefSeq and is a predicted model, not a curated record. The transcript has 4 exons.
AGUGACUUUCAUCAGCUGUGCGGGGUAAUGCCAGGAAGCGAGUGUCUUUUUGGAAACAAUACCGUGUGGUGCUAAGCGGCGGCGCCUCAGGUUGCAAGCCCGGGGACUUUCCGGCUCCCGCUCUUUCCGCUGGCGGCUCUUGUUGGCGCUUCAGCAGCAAGUAGUAGACCUGAUGAAAGGCGGGAUCCGUUUCGGAGAUCGCCGCUUUGAAUAAGCGACCAGGACUCCUGGAUCUUGUCUCCGGAGUACGAUCGUAAGCUUCUGCAGCUGUUCUGCCCGGGCAGAGGCGCAGUGGGGGCAACAGGUGAAAUGGAUCCCCCUGUUUACCUGGAAGAUGAUUUUUCCCAUUUGGAUGGGUUAGAUGACGAUGUGUUCCACUCUGAUGACUGUGAACUGGUCAGUCAGUCCAGCAAGAUGGCCUUUCGUGGCAUUUUCACCCAAAGCAAAUCUUACAACUGCCUCCUGGGCAGGUUCCAGCUCUUCCCACUUACACAUUGUUGUGGCCCUGGCAGCAGGCAUGCCAAACAACAGGACAAGGCAACACAAACCCUCAAUGCAUCCUCUUCCAGCCAGGAUAUCAUGUUACCUUGUGGAGUCACUGAAGAGCCUCAGAGACUCUUUUAUGGAAAUGCUGGAUACCGUUUACAUGUCCAACCAAUCGGUUUCACAUUGAAUCCCCAUCUCCAGGAGGAACCUCAGGAAAGUCUGCAGGAAUUGCGUACCGAAGUUCAGAUUGCACGGAAGUUACAGUGCAUUGCAGAUCAGUUCCACAGGCUUCAUCUACAGAGGCACCAGCAGAACAGAAAUCAGGUCUGGUGGCAGAUCCUUCUCUUCCUCCAUAACUUGGCCUUGAACGUGGAAGCCAACAGACAACGUGUGGGUCAGAGGUGAGACAUGCCCUCCCUCUUCCAGGUUCCAUCCAGUCUGCUGGGAGCACCAAACAAACCCAGGUUAUAAAUGCGUGUGCCACUGGACAGAUGUGAGGCUCCUGUGGACCCUGCAAGGGUGCUAGUUGUUGUACAAAAGACUUGUUUUCAAUGGACUCGCCUUCUGACUCCCUUGCCUUCUGUAGUGGGGAGCUUUGGUCCAACACUGUUGAAGAAAGAUCUUCCCAAAUUGUCUGGCUUAUAAUCAAGGUCCAAGGAGGAGCUGAUGUAAGGAAGCUUUGGAAGAGUUGGUGAUGGACUGUUGGUGAUAUUCUAGGAUCGAGGUUUGGGGCAACUACCAGAUUCCUGAUAAGUAAACUUCGAAGAAACUCUUGUUAACAAGCAACUGUGAAACAGCAUAUAGAAUAUGUACAACGGAAUCCUAACAUUUUAAAUACUGGAGAUACUGGUGUAAACAAGGAGUGAGUCUUGAAUAAUAACACCCAAUCAUUACACUCAGGAACAUAUAGGCUCCCCUCCUGUCUUUUAACUCAAGUCAGAAAAAUGCAGUUAACUUUCUUAUCAAAUGUAACUUUCUUUACUACUCUAAAGCUGUAAUCCUUAUAGUAAUAAAAUAAGCCAUUAUCCAACCAAUAGGAUUUCUUAGCUUUCCUUCCCUAAGGAGAGAAGAAAGGUUUGUCCUUGGAGAGAAAAAUCCAGCUUCACAAGGACCUUCCCUAAAGCUACAAACUCUCUGCAGUUGGUACUAUGAAGGUCAGGAUGG